This is a messenger RNA of Pseudopipra pipra, 1284 nucleotides long. RefSeq names its product ankyrin repeat domain-containing protein 7-like. Gene Ontology annotation, molecular function: protein binding. Bases 757 to 1284 code for a protein of 175 amino acids. Lineage: Eukaryota; Metazoa; Chordata; Aves; Passeriformes; Pipridae. The record is from RefSeq and is a predicted model, not a curated record. The transcript has 3 exons.
CCUGGAAGUCUGGUCUGGUGGGCUUGGAGCACUGGGUGGGCAUUUCUUGAGAGCUGUGGUGGCCCCCGCCUGCUUGGGCUGGGAUGUCACUUCAUGCUGAGCCUCAUUUGAUGGCAGUGUGUCCAGAGGCAGCCCGGCUCCAGGCUGAAGCAAAAAGCCAGAGCGGGUGAUGCGGGAGCUGCUCCAGCGCCUACCGCAGCCUGCGGCCCGGUGGGAGCGUCCCGGGCCCUGCCCCGGGGCGCCCUGAGGCGGGGCAGUGCCCACUCCCGCCGGCCGCCCUCACAAGGCCCAGGCCGCCUCCUUCCCACAAGGCCCAGCAGGGCCGCCCUCACACCUGCCCCGCCCUGCCCUGUCCCGCCCGGCCCCACCCUGCCCCGUGGCCUCUGUCACACCCCACGCUGACGUGCUGAGCCUUCCACCAGCCAUUGUGACGCCACAGGCGCCAGUCGGGCACGGCUUUGUUGGUGCCCGCAGCCGGCGCCCAGAGCUGCUGUAGCCUCUCGGGGAGCAGCAGCACAUCCCGCUCGGGGAGCAUUGCGCGCCUGCAUCGCCGUCUUGGCAGCUGCAGGCCACGACCACUGCGCAGGGCGACCUCGUCUGCCUUGUGCUUCAUACCCUGUGCCCGUCCUUAUUCUCGUCCCCUUUGUCACCCUCCCCCUAAACCUCGCCCCGUCCCAUUCCUCAUCCCUACUUGGCUCCCGGCAGCCCGCCGGGGGCUUCUUGCCCUUCCUGCUGCUGGGAGCUCCAAGCAGGGCCAUGCCGUGGCUUCUGAGCAAGAAGCGACGGCAGUCGCCCUCCAGCAGCCCCAGUGGGCAGCCCUGGGCUGCCACCAGCUCCAGCAGCGCCUCCCAGCUCCGGGAGCAGGGGCUGGGCAGGCUGCACCGCGCGGCCGCCCGCGGUGACCUGGGCUGGCUGAGGCGCUGGCGCUGGUACGUCAAGGUAGUCGGCAUCGACAGGCCAGACCAGGAGAUGCGGACACCUCUGCAUCUGGCUUCGGCCAAUGGCCAUGCAGAUGUCGUGAGAUAUCUGCUAAGAAAGAACAGCCAGCCCAACCUCGCUGACAGCUUCAAGAGAACGGCCCUGAUGAAGGCAGUCCAGCAGGAGCAGGAAGAAUGUGUUGCUGUUCUGCUGGAACACGGUGCUGACCCCAAUCUGGCAGACGCUGACGGCAACACUGCCCUUCACCUGGCUGUCCUCUCUAAAAACACAGCUGUAGCAGGGCUGUUACUGGAGCAUCAUGCCAAGAAUGAUGCUCAGAACCAGGUAACCUUGGCAUGUGGCUAA